Psammomys obesus (fat sand rat) is the source of this 6430-nucleotide messenger RNA. RefSeq names its product cell adhesion associated, oncogene regulated (gene Cdon). The coding region runs from base 32 to 2557 and encodes 841 amino acids. Gene Ontology annotation, molecular function: protein binding. Gene Ontology annotation, biological process: axon guidance; nervous system development; cell-cell adhesion. Gene Ontology annotation, cellular component: plasma membrane; axon. Lineage: Eukaryota; Metazoa; Chordata; Mammalia; Rodentia; Muridae. The record is from RefSeq and is a predicted model, not a curated record. The transcript is spliced from 13 exons.
UAUAGUCACCACACCAGCAAAUGUAGAGGUGAUGGAUGGAGACUUUGUGACUUUGUCUUGUAAUGCCACGGGAGUGCCUGUCCCCGUCAUUAAUUGGUACGGCCGCCAUGGAUUGAUAACCAGCCAUCCAUCUCAGGUCCUUAGGUCCAAGUCCCGAAAGUCCCACCUGUUCCGACCUGGGGACCUGGACCUGGAGCCUGUCUACCUCAUCAUGUCCCGAGCUGGCUCAAGCUCUCUGUCUAUCCAGUCAGUUACUCGGGAGCAUGCUGGGAAAUACACCUGUGAAGCUACAAACAAACAUGGCACCUCACAGUCAGAAGUGCUCCUCACAGUUGUUCCUUUUGAAACAAAUACGAGAGCAGAGUCAGUCACACCUUCUGAAGCUGCUCAGAAUGAUGAACGAGACCCAAGAGAUGGUUCUGAGUCCAGCUUGCUGAACUUGUUUCCAGUGAAGGUGCAUUCCAGUGGAAUGGCAUUGCCAGCAGAGAACAAUGCCUCCGUCCCCGAUGCUCCUAACAUCCUGAGCCCCCCACAGACCCACAUGCCAGACACGUACAACCUGGUGUGGAGGGCAGGGAGGGAUGGCGGGCUGCCCAUCAAUGCCUAUUUUGUGAAGUAUCGAAAGCUAGAUGAUGGUACUGGUGCAGUGGGCAGCUGGCACACGGUUCGUGUCCCAGGGAGUGAAAAUGAGCUGCAUCUGACUGAGCUGGAGCCAUCAAGUCUAUAUGAAGUUUUAAUGGUGGCUAGAAGUGCAGUUGGUGAAGGACAGCCUGCCAUGCUUACCUUUCGGACCAGCAAAGAAAAAAUGGCAUCAUCAAAAAACACCCAGGCAUCUUUUCCACCUGUGGGCAGCAUCCCUAAGCGGCCUGUUAUUUCAGAGGCUUCCAACAGCAAUUUUGGAGUUGUGCUUACAGACUCCUCUAGGCAUAGUGGAGUCCCAGAGGCACCGGAUCGGCCUACUAUCUCUACAGCAUCAGAGACCUCAGUCUAUGUAACUUGGAUUCCCCGGGCAAAUGGCGGUUCUCCAAUCACUGCCUUCAAGGUGGAAUAUAAACGGAUGAGGAGUAGUGAUUGGCUGGUGGCUGCUGAAGAUAUCCCUCCCUCCAAACUUUCUGUGGAAGUACGCAGUUUAGAACCAGGUUCAACAUACAAAUUUAGGGUCAUUGCUAUCAACCAUUAUGGUGAGAGUUUUCGGAGCUCGGCAUCCCGUCCUUAUCAGGUGGCUGGCUUCCCAAAUCGUUUCUCCAACCGCCCAAUAACUGGACCUCAUAUUGCAUACACAGAGGCUGUCAGCGAUACUCAGAUUAUGCUAAAGUGGACGUAUAUUCCAUCAAGUAACAAUAACACUCCCAUUCAAGGAUUUUAUAUCUAUUAUCGACCAACAGAUAGUGACAAUGACAGUGAUUAUAAGAGGGAUGUUGUUGAAGGUUCAAAGCAGUGGCACACAAUUGGUCACCUGCAGCCAGAAACCUCUUAUGACAUUAAGAUGCAGUGCUUUAAUGAAGGUGGGGAGAGUGAGUUCAGCAACGUCAUGAUCUGCGAGACUAAAGUGAAGCGUGUUCCUGGAGCUUCAGAGUAUCCCAUGAAGGAGCUGAGUACCCCUCCCAGUUCUUCAGGAAAUGGAGGGAACGUGGGGCCUGCAACCAGCCCUGCCAGGAGCAGUGAUAUGUUGUACCUCAUCGUUGGCUGUGUGCUUGGUGUUAUGGUCCUCAUUCUUAUGGUUUUCAUUGCACUGUGUUUGUGGAAAAGUCGCCAACAGAAUGCCAUACAGAAAUAUGAUCCUCCAGGAUAUCUCUACCAGGGGUCAGAGAUUAAUGGACAUCUGGUAGAGUAUACCACGCUCUCAGGAACGGCCCGGAUCAAUGGGAGUGUUCAUGGAGGCUUCAUCAGCAAAGGCAACCUCAGCAAUGGCUGUUCUCAUCUCCACCAUAAAGGCCCCAAUGGAGUCAAUGGCAUCCUGAAUGGAAGCAUAAAUGGAGGGCUUUACUCUGCACACACAAACUCGCUAACCAGGACGUGUGUGGAGUUUGAGCAUCCUCACCAUCUAAUGAAUGGAGGAGGAAUGUGCACAGCAGUCCCUCAGAUGGACCCCUUGGGAUGCCUUAACUGUCGGAACUGCCGGAACAACAAUAGGUGUUUCACCAAAACCAACAGUCCCCUUCCUGUGGUCCCAGUGGUAACCUCCUGUCCUCAGGAUGGCCUGGAAAUGAAGCCCCUCAGUGCCAUGAAGGUGCCUGUGUGUCCAGCUUCCACAACUCCUGAUUGUGGCCAGGGACCCAAGGAGAGCAUCAAGGACAGUAUGGUGGCAGCACCUACCCAGCAUACGUGCUGUCAGGACAACAUAAGUGACGUCAAUUCUGAUUCCACAGAAGACACAGCGGAGUUCAACAGAGGAGCCAGCAGUGGGCAUUCAGAGGCAGAGGAAAAAGUUCUAAGUUGGAAUCCCCUUAUUUUGUCACCUGUCUUGGAGGACUGCACUGAGAAGACAGCGUGGUUUCCUCCUGGCCUUCCUCUGGAUGGGUUAUCAUCAGUCCUUCAGCAAGCCCAAGAGACCUGAGGAUGCACACAGGCUUCUUGACACUCCCACUGCAAGCCAGCAACUGCACAGCACAGGCCUGGGGGCAAACUGUGUGAAGGACAUUAAUUCAAAUCAGAGAAAAUCAUUAUUUAUUUUUUGUAGCAGUAAUGUCAUGAAUGUAUCUUAAAAUGUGUGCCCUUUUAUAUUAUUUAUGCCUUAAGUUUUCCCUCUUCCAUUUCUUUCUUUCCCUCAAUAGGAACCCCCUCACCCUACUUUUUAAAUAUAGUUUUCAAUCAUCUGGAGAGGAGGGGGAUCAUUCUGUAUUUCCCAGAACCUUUAAUGGCAGUAGGAACUUGUGCUGGGUCCCAUCUUUUGGCCUAUUUAGUUGUGGGGAGGAGGACUGCCCAAGCCAAUUUGGAGUUUGCCACCAGUCAUUUCUAGAUGGAAAACUUUCACUUUUCCCAUGUUACCAGACUUUCUGGGAAGAUUUAGAAUUCAACUGUAGUUGUCAUCAUAUGUUUAUAAUUGCAAACUCAGCUGACAAAUUUUAUGACUGCUUUCCAGAAAAGGGCUAAUAUCGACUUAUUUUCUCCCUGUACCUGGGUAAAAGUAAUGAUCAAUUAGCCAGUGUUAUGAACAUGGAAGCAUGUAAGGUCUGGUUGGAUUAUUGCAUUAUGUAGAAAGGAAACCAGGUUCAGAAAGAAAAUUAAUGCCUUCAUGGUCCACUGCUUUAAUUACGUUAAUUUACAAAAUGGUCACCAUGGGCUCUUUGCACUAUUUGCAAGGGUAUGUACAAAAAAGACUUAAAGUGAUAGCUUGAAGAGAAAGAUAUUAUACUCCUUAGAAGAAAGAAGGGGGCUGAAGGGACCUAUUUAAGUGAAGCUCUUCAUUCUAUUCCCUCAUGCUCACGUUGCUAUACCAUUUGAAGAUUGUCAUUUUUGUCACUUCCAACAUAGGCAAUAUCCUGGAAGAUAGGAGUGAGCAUGCUUGAGUAAGCUUCUGCCAAUACAACAGAACACCUGAGGUGACUACCUUCUAAGUAGAAAAGGUUAUCUUGGCUCCCACUUUUAGACCUUUUAGUUUGUAGUUGAAUGGACCUGUGUUGAGGGAGCAUAUCAUGGUGGGUAUGCAUGGUGGAGCAAAAUAGCUUAUACUCUAAGCCAUAGGUAGGACAUGAAGAACAGGAGCAGAGUGUACAGGUCCUUCUGAGAACAUGCUUCCAGUGAUCUGAAGACUUCGCACUCGUCCCUUGUUCAAGAUUCUACCACCUCCUAGACAUGCUGCCAUGGGAAUCCGUACCGUAACACAUAGGCCUUUGGAAAACAGUAUCCAAACCACAGCAGAGUGUCAGGAAAGGCUUAGUUUGAAGAAUGGGUUUGUGAACUCAGGCUCUGGUCAGCAGGGUCUGUGCAUCACAGUUACUGUUCCCUGAGUGACAAGGACAUUACAGCUGCCUUUGGAAGGCUUUUUUUUUUUCUCCCUCCAAAUGUGUAAAACAGAAACCCUAGGCACUACAAAUGCAUUUUGUAGCUUGAACCAGGCCCUGAUGGAUCGCUGCUCUGUUUUUAGAUGGUGUAUCCCUUGGGAAACAAAACCAGAAAAUUAGCCUCUUUAUGUGGAAUCAAACAAUCCUAGGAUACAUUUUGCUUUAGUUUCCCACAAAUUGCAGCGAAAGUGAAUAAGAAACUGAAGUAAUCAACUCUACAUAAACUUGUCAGUAUUCCCUUACAUACGUCUGUAUCUUUUAUAAAUAGAACUGUUAGUGGAAAUGUGCUGUCUCAGCAGGACCACUGCACUAGAGUUACUCCUGUAGAGUGCGGUGAAUAGAAUUCCACAGCAGGGUAGAAGUGAGUUCUACGACCCCAGGGUUCGUGUCUGUAGUAGAAGAGAUCUGCAGUUAGUUUGGGAGGCAGCUAGCUGCUGUAGCCUUAUAUCUGUGACUUGCAAAGGACAAAGUCCUAGUGCACAGGACAUAGAGACACACUAUGUGUUUUGCCAGUUGAGUUAGAACAAAGCUGUCUCAGAGGGGAGUUCAGGAAAGCAGGAAGCAGUUGGUUACCAUGACUCGUGAAACAGGUGUGGUAGCAUGAGUCUUAGAUCAGAACUGCUUUUAAAGAUUGAAUUUGACAUGGGGCUUGCCCAUGAGGAAUAGAAAAAUGACUUUAUCUUUAGGGCAAUCUCCUUGUGGACUGCUUUAUUUAUGAUUAGUAACGCUGUUUUAAGUGUUAUCCCUUUUAUUGUAUUUUAUUUAUAAAAAUGGCUUUAUAUAUUGAGAUAUAUAAAUAUAAAUAUAAAUCUAUAUAAUUGCCUUUAGGAGUUUGAAUUCUCCUUAGUGUGAGUUUCUCUGAACUUUCAUGCCCUACACAGUCACCAGAAAUGGUCCUAGUGAGUGUCACUUCCCCUGGAAUCAAGAGGCCAUAGGAAAAUGUGGGCAUAGCGCGCAUUUGCGGAGAACUACUGUGUAUUUAGCUCCCUGUUUGUUCGUGUUCUCGCAUCCAACCCCACAGCAAACAAAGCAGGCAUGAAAUUCCGAGCUCAUGAGUGAGCUAGAGCCUGCUCUGGAGCCCAGUUUUCCUGAUCCACCACCCCUGCCUCCACUCACCUGCUUUGUGCAAGUGUUACGGUUCACUCUCUGUGGAGCCAGUCCAGAACACGUGCCGUUGUCCACCCCUGCUGCGUCCUUUCUCGGUGAGGCUCCGACUGCAGCUGGUGGGGCUUCCCUCUGUCUGCCCUCAUCCCAAACUGGCAGAGUUCUUUGCUGAGCAUUUCAUCUUUAAGAGUCUGUCCUUGACACCCUGUCCUUACCUUCACCCCACUCCUUCCCUCUCCCAGCCCUGUAGAGGUUUGGCCUUCAACAGGCUCAGUGACCAUGAAGUUGGUAGGGCCACUUCAUGUUGUGGAUUAAACUUAACCCAGUCCUAGUAAAUCAUGUCACCUCUCCCUGGUUGUGUUUUUCAAUUAUGUGCUGACUUUGGUGAAGAGUGCUGUACAAGGUAUAGGUUAAUUGUGUUAUUAUAAACUGUUGAAGUGACCUCAUUGUCAAAUAGUUUUUGCUGAGUUCUCUUUGUAUAGACUCAGUCUCUGAAGACCAAGGCAUCAUACUGGGCUGAUCACGUCACUUCUUGCCAGCAUCAGACUACCAAGAAACUAUUUGGAAUUGUCCUUUACCUGUAUUGCUUGCUCUUACAGCAUUGACUCUGAGGUGCAUGUUUUGUACUAUAUUGAAAAAAUGUUUUAUUUUCCUUAAAGUUGUGAUACUAUUUCUGAAAUUGUACAUACUCUAAAUGAUGUAGUUUUGGCAGGUUCUAUUUGGUUGAUAUGGUUUUAUAUUAAAACAGAAUGCUGCUUCCAUUCACACAAUAGCCUGUGAAGAGAGGUACCCACAUGCUCCUGUGUUCACAGGGUGGCCCUGUGGCUUGUGACUACGAUGUAUAAUUGUCCUAUUUGGAAAUUUUUCAGAACCUCCACCUUGUGGCUUUGCAAAUCCCUUGAACACCCAACGGCCCAGCCACCUCUCCCUUGUCCUGAUUGCCAGGACUAAGAGGGACCAGGACCAUGGGCAGCUGUCUGUGGGGGAGUCUGAAGGACCCAAAGGGAACUUAGCAUGAGAUAAACAGGAGGAUGGGAGAGAAGCAAAGCGAGAGGAGAUUCUUCUCUAUCUGCCUGUUGCUGCAGGAUCCUUGGAGUGUGGGCUUCAGGGUGGGAUGUUGCACUUCCAAAGCAACUUGCUUUACCGACCUAAAUAGUGGAAGUCACUCAUCUUCCCUGACCAGAAAAACAACAGAAUCCCAUCUGUUGGGUGUAGCCAUUUUGUAUUUCCCAUACUUAAAGAAACUGCUUUUAACUCUUAGGCCCCAUCCUGAGAACUGUGCAGAACGCUGAAACCCUUUUCUAAUAAAGCCUAAAUGUAAG